AUGAGCAACAAAGACUUGAAUGCAGCGACGUCUUCUUUUAGAGAACAUCCUCCUUCCACAUAUUCCAUCAAGUUUGAGAAUCUCAGACAACUCGAUGACAAAUACGAAUCUCGUCUUUUCGCGGCCGGCGGGUACAAUUGGAGAUUGGUCAUAUAUCCAAAAGGAAACACAAAAGACGAAGGGAGUGGAUUUAUCUCAAUGUAUGUGGAAAUAGAUAGCAAAAAUCUCAUGACAACACCACUAACUCAGGUGUAUGCAUAUCUCAUAUUCUUUGUCUACAACAAGAAAACAGACAAAUACUUUACUAUUAAAGAUACAAACGUGAAGCGGUUCAAUGCACUGAGAAAAGUGUGGGGAUUGUCUCAAGGAGAUCAUUGCGAGUUUGGUGUUGAUUUUUUGGUUGCUCCACCCCUUACCAAUUGGGAAGUCGUCUCCUUUGAUCAGAAACAUCCCAAUUUUAAGUUCUCUUGGACUCUCAAGAAAUUCACUGAGUUGGAAGAGUAUCUUUACGCAUCAAACAGGUUUUCAAUAGCAGGCCGAGAAUGGUGUUUAAAACUGUAUCCUAAGGGCAAUACUCAUGCAGAAGGUAAAUGGGUGUCCAUGUUCCUGCGUCUAAUUGACAGCAAGGGACUUAACGCAGAUGAGAGAAUCUACAUCCUAGCACGUGGUAGACUUCUAGAUCCUCAUGGAUCCAAUCACAUAGAUAGGAAACUCAAAAUCUGGUAUACAAAGGAAAACAAAGGCUAUGGUUGGAGUAAAUUUGGGCGUUUAGAUAAAAUUCGGAAGGCUUACUUGGACAAAGAGGGAUCUUUGAAGGUAGAGAUUGAAAUUGUAGUUGUUUCUACCACCAAAUACUCUCCUAGCAUCUAA
Eutrema salsugineum is the source of this 870-nucleotide messenger RNA. RefSeq lists its product as uncharacterized. The record is from RefSeq and is a predicted model, not a curated record. Lineage: Eukaryota; Viridiplantae; Streptophyta; Magnoliopsida; Brassicales; Brassicaceae. The coding region runs from base 1 to 870 and encodes 289 amino acids. Gene Ontology annotation, molecular function: protein binding. The transcript has 6 exons.